CUUCCUCGAAUGCAACACCGAACCUCCGUGAACUCGCCUCGAAGUCAACAUUUCUCAUCAGCCAGCACAAUCCCCACGGGAUUUACGAGUCUUGCUGGUUGCGGUUUAUUGAUUCAUACCAAAUUCCAUCAAAUACAAACGCCGCCGCAACUCGAAGCACGCCGAUUACUACCCUAAGGGUGCAAAACACCCUUCCCUCCCACCACGACCACCACGACGCCAGUUCACGCUCGUCAAGAUGGAGCCGCGAGCUCGUGCCGGCAAGAAUGUCGGCAAGAUGAACUUUGGCCAUAAUGAGCUGGCCCAGCUUCUCUACGGACACGGCGACGUGCGGGCGCCGCUCAACGAGACGGUGCGGGUGCUGGACGAGAUCCUGACCGAGUUCAUCCAGGGCGUCAGCUUCGAGGCGGCGCGCGCCGCGCAGCACGCGGGGAGGCAGAAGGUCAAGUUCGAGGACUUUGAGUUCGCCAUGCGCCGCAACCCGGACUACAUGGGCAAGAUCCAGGAGAUGUUUGAGAAGAAGAAGGAGAUCGAAGCCGCGCGCAAGGGGUUCAAUAUUGAGGAGCAGCUGGUCAGAGACGCGGAUAAGGAAGAAAAGGCCGCGGAGAAGGACAGGGAGAAGGGCGGGUCCAAGAGGGGGCGCAAGGCGACGUCGCAGAUGCAAAUCGGCGAGGAGGACUUGGAGGAUGGGGAUGAUGAUUUAGACUUGGUCGGAGAUGGAUCCUGAUAGGGCGAGGGGCGAGGUCGCGGUGAACCGGUCUGUUUCGGCUGGAGUGUGGAUUUUUUUUUAUGCAUAGCGUUGGCGUUAGGGCUGGGUUGACGGGCUGGGCUAUCACGAGAAGCAUAUAAAACGGCGUUCGGGGGUAUGUAGGUCAUCAAAAAAUUGUCAGAAGGUGCUCUUCUCCACCAUUACCGCGGUGAGAUCAACGACUGAUCCGGAAAUUAAGCUGGGUUUUCGACAAAUUCAACGAUAUAAAACUUUAAU
This is a messenger RNA of Thermothelomyces thermophilus ATCC 42464, 985 nucleotides long. RefSeq lists its product as uncharacterized. Gene Ontology annotation, cellular component: transcription factor TFIID complex. The coding region runs from base 239 to 727 and encodes 162 amino acids. Lineage: Eukaryota; Fungi; Ascomycota; Sordariomycetes; Sordariales; Chaetomiaceae. The transcript has 2 exons. Gene Ontology annotation, biological process: RNA polymerase II preinitiation complex assembly; transcription by RNA polymerase II. Gene Ontology annotation, molecular function: protein heterodimerization activity. The record is from RefSeq and is a predicted model, not a curated record.